Molecule: messenger RNA, 1870 nt
Organism: Schistosoma haematobium
Lineage: Eukaryota; Metazoa; Platyhelminthes; Trematoda; Strigeidida; Schistosomatidae
Product: cysteine desulfurase, variant 2
Exons: 9
Coding region: 416-1177 (253 amino acids)
Biological process (GO): iron-sulfur cluster assembly
Cellular component (GO): nucleus; mitochondrion; cytosol
Molecular function (GO): cysteine desulfurase activity
Source: RefSeq, a predicted model, not a curated record
AAUUGAGUUGCGUUUAAUUGCAGCCCAUAAACUCAGUUCAUUCGACUGAUGGACCCCAUACCAACUGGUCACAGGUGUUCAUUUAGUUAAAUUUUUGUUGUUGUUGCAAGAUGUAUGAAGAAUUUCCAUAGUGUGACUUAUUUUCAAGAGAUAGAGACUUACCUACACUUUUUAAAUGGACUAUCUGUAGAUUCUGAAGGUUAACUUACCGGUUCAAAGUGGUUCGUGAUGAUCGGGAGGUUGUGUGUUUUCUCGGUUAGCUUGUCGGAGAGCUGUUUAUACAUUCCGAGAGUUUUGUGCUGAGGCAGAACUCUUGGUAGAUGAUGGGAAUAAACCAAGUAGUUGUAAACCUAUACGCCCUUUAUAUUUUGAUUUUCAAGCGUCUACACAACUGGAUCCUCGCGUCUUAGAUGCCAUGUUGCCGUUUUAUAUUAGUCGUUUUGGUAACCCUCAUUCACGCACACAUGAGUAUGGUUGGUAUUGCGAAGAAGCCGUUGAGAAAGCUAGAGAGAACGUAGCCAAUCAGAUAGGUGCUGACCAUAAGGAGAUCAUUUUCACCAGUGGUGCGACAGAAAGUAACAACCUAGCUGUAAAAGGUGUUGCUAAGUUUUAUCACCCAAAGAAGAAACAUAUUAUAACUACACAAAUCGGGCAUAAAUGUGUCUUGGAUUCCUGUAGAGUUUUGGAAAACAACGGGUUUGAUGUUGCGUAUUUACCUGUUCAGAAAAACGGAAUUCUAGAUUUGGAGGUUCUGGAACAGUCUAUUAAACCCGAAACGAGUUUAGUCUCUGUCAUAGCUGUUAAUAAUGAGAUAGGUGUCCUUCAGCCCAUCGAAGAAAUCGGAAGACUAUGUCGAAGUAGAGGGGUUUCCUUCCAUACUGAUGCUGCACAAGCUUUCGGAAAAGUGCCAAUUGACGUCAAUGCUAUGAAUAUUGAUCUCAUGUCCAUUAGUGGUCACAAGAUAUGUGGUCCUCAGGGAAUUGGUGCUCUCUACGUAAGUCGUCGACCCAGGGUUCGAUUAGAAGCUCAGCAAAAUGGAGGUGGACAGGAACGUGGGUUAAGAUCUGGUACUCUUCCUACGGCCUUAGUUGUUGGCUUAGGUGAAGCAAGCCGUUUGGCCAGCGAGGAAAUGAAAGUAAGUUUUCAAAAAGAAUACUAUUUACUUCUUGUCAUCUAAAAACAUGAAUAACUUAUCAUUAGUGUUAUUCAUUUUGUUUCUUUUAUUAGGCUGAGAUCUUGCUUUUCAAUAUCAGUUUUUCCAAUACCUUUUAAAGGUUUCUGUCACUCAGUUAAUUUAUCAUGAUUAACGAUGAUUAUGAACAUGUUUCCAUGUUAAGUAAACGUUUAAUCGAUGGCAUCACUUCCAAAAUUCAACAUGUUACCCUUAAUGGUGAUCCAAUUCAACGUUAUCCAGGCUGUGUAAACUUUAGUUUUGCUUGCGUAGAGGGUGAAAGCUUACUCAUGGCUUUAAAGAAUGUCGCUCUAUCAUCCGGCAGUCCUUUAUGGGAAAUGGUACCAGAGGGAAUCGACAUAAAGUCGAUACAAUGGACACAACAUUGAUCAUUUGUUAUACUAUACUGGAAGUUUCAUUGUAGUUUUGUUCUUCAUCUUUACCACUAAAAACUUUUAUAUUCUUUUAUUUUCUAAGUGAAAUUAAAAUUUUAACAAACAUUCAUUUAACAAUUGGGUCAUGAAACUUCAAGAGUUAUUUUCCUGUUUCUUUGAAUAUUUCAAAAUAAGCUAUAUUUAUUCACAAUUUCACAUUGUAAAUCAAUUCUUAUUUUAGUUAAUUUCAAGGUGAUAUAUAUUUUAGUGUUGAAAGUAUUUGAAUAGUUUAAUAAAAAGCCGAAAAUUAUCAAAACUAUGUCGU